AUGGGUUUGUUUGAAACUUUGCAUGAAAUAAACACAGGCUUCCUAAAACCAGCUAAACUUCAGUCAGGUAAGGGAUUUCAUAUUGCAAAAACAGAAGCUGAUAUAUUAGUUCUUAUGCUAGUUAUAUUGAUGUUUGACAUCUGCACUCACAAGCUUUUGGAUGAUUGUGAUCACGAGAUUUCUUCUGGGAAGUUUGAAUGGUUUGCUCGAACCAGUGAAGGUGUUUAA
Sphenostylis stenocarpa is the source of this 228-nucleotide messenger RNA. The record is from the annotation of a GenBank genome assembly. NCBI's taxonomy places the organism in Eukaryota, Viridiplantae, Streptophyta, Magnoliopsida, Fabales, Fabaceae.